This is a messenger RNA of Daldinia decipiens, 6138 nucleotides long. Its product is annotated as SEN1 N terminal-domain-containing protein. The transcript has 5 exons. Gene Ontology annotation, biological process: termination of RNA polymerase II transcription. The record is from RefSeq and is a predicted model, not a curated record. NCBI's taxonomy places the organism in Eukaryota, Fungi, Ascomycota, Sordariomycetes, Xylariales, Hypoxylaceae. The coding region runs from base 1 to 6138 and encodes 2045 amino acids. Gene Ontology annotation, cellular component: nuclear body. Gene Ontology annotation, molecular function: transcription termination site sequence-specific DNA binding; helicase activity.
AUGUCCAUCCCCAAAGUACUUGUGACUGCUUUCGAUAAUUUCCGCCAGUUCCCUGAAACUUCCCACCUAUGCUGCCCAAAGAUUUCCGACGAAGAUGACGAGAUCUAUGACGAUCCGGAUGCGCCAAGCAAAAUCAGCGCUGCCGAGAAGAAGGAUAGGAUCGAGCAAGGCAAGCAUAAGUUGAUCCAGACAUACACAUGUUCAUUGGUACUAGGGUUGGCCGAGGACUCGGCAGGGGAUCUAGGCCAGGAAUUCGGGAUACGAACCAACAAUUUCCUGAGGCUCUGCCCAACUUGUGUGCGCAAUUGGCACAAGGGACGAAAGUCCUUUCUUAAGGAUAUUUCUACGGUUUAUGACGACAGUGUCGUGUCCGAGAUGGAAGACCGCCUGAACCAAUUCGACUUUAGCCGCAUCACUCAGGGCCUCGAAGCCGCCGCCGAAUUCAUCAAUGCCCACAAUGGCGUAGCCGGCCAAAAUACUUUCCUCAAGGAGGAGAAAGAGGAGCUCCUUAUAUCUCUCUAUGAAGCUAUUUGCUGCAUGCCGUACUUGAGCUUGCCAGAAAACCGAAAGCAAUUCAAUUAUGUGUUUGAAUCCAUCCAGAAACGAAAGAUCCUUAAGCUGGAUGAGAUCCUACCGACUAUGACCUUCUUUCUCUUCGACGAGAAUGAAAUUCGUAAUAGAUUUGCCGUCCACACAUUCUCUCGACAACCUUCUAUUACCGCCGAGGACUUUGAGUGGGCAAUUCACGACAACUUGGUGAAUGCAAUUUUAAGAGCAAAUGAUACCAAUGCAUCUCCCCAAUUCCUGCUUCGAUUCUGGCAAGGCUUUCUUUAUAUCCUCGACGUCCUCGAUGAGAAUCUUGUAUUCCAUUCUCUGCGAGCAAUGUCCGUCCAGCCGAACAUAUACGAUUUAAUGCUGGCCCAAAUGCCUCGGAUUACAUCGGUUUCGGUCUUAAAAGUACUGCUGAAGGCCUUCUGUUCUCUGAUACGAAAGUCACCUAAAGCAUUUUGGGAUGCAUAUAGUCAUUAUUCCCAUACGGCUGUUGCUGAACAGAUACUGGGGAGCCCUGCCUUCAAAUCACUGCUCACCCAAUCUGGGGAGCAUGAUUUGGUGUUGGAAGGUCCUGCGGCUAUUUCUUGGGUAAAGCCUUUCGUAGAAUCAAUUCCUACGCAUCAGAAGAGCGAUGCUUGUGAUUCCCUUUUGCAUCAUUUUCUCCAGAGGUAUGCCCAGGAUCCUAAUAUGACGCCCGGAGGCAAGCUGGCUUGUACUCUCGCGGCGGUUGAAGCUCUAUCUUCUACUUUGGAAGCAUUCGUCUCGCCAAGCUACAAGUUGCAUGCAGGCUCUUCCACCAUUCACACGAAUACGGCCUUAAACCUAACGUUAAAGUAUAAAGAUCUGAUCAUGCAGCUAGCCCAACUUCCCUCUGGUGACCGGCAAAAUGCCGCCAUGUCACAAGUUGGGUUGUCCGUAAUUAGGUUUGCCCUUGCCCUAGAUUCUCGUAUUACCGUCGAAGAGUUCAACGCACUCCAAAAUAGUGAUAGUCAUGUCCAACGGGAGGUCAAACGGAAUUCGUCGGGGAUUUGGGAGGCAUUUUUGGAAAUUCUCCAACCUGGCGCAGAUGACCUGGCCAGAUCAAUGUUAGUUGCCACAGGUCCGUUAAUCGCCGUGGAGAUCUUUCGGCCGCUGAAGAGACAAUCUCUGUCGCCAACUAAAAAGGAAUUUAAUAUCGAGUUUCAGAAGACGGCUGAAGUUAUUGGACGGGCUAUUGAGAGAUUGGCCGACUUCAGUGAAUCCGCGCUUCGAGAUUUUUGUCAAGAUACUUCUAUGAUUUUACCUAUCGUGGCGGCUCUCGUUCACGGAGAAGAGGUCAUAAGCACAGCUGGAGCUUCUUUUAUUAAGACGGUCACUGGCGAGGUAAGAAGAACGGACGCCGUACUCAAAUUGCUUGAAGGCUACUUCGUGCACACCUUAUCUUCUUACACAGCAGUUGUCAACGAUGUCAACGAGAAGAUGUCCCUUUGGUCGCCACAAUUUAAUAUUAUCCGGUAUUCGAGAGAUAUACUUAGCAGUCUCUGCGAUCCCACGUCUGGCAUACUCCGUUCAAAGGAUUUGACUGACACAGAACGCGAAGUCCUUGGCAAUUGGUGGAACUCGCAAUGGAUAUUUCUUGACAACGCCUUCACCCAGACGGAAGACUGGAGCCGAUUGAUUGAUAUGGAGACCAUGAAGAAUUUUUGUCGAGAGGCUAUGGAACUUGCCGAGGCUCUCUUAGCCCAGGAUGGUCUUCUAGCUUCCGCACUGAGCCCUCAGUCUGCCCAUUCCGCUUCAAUCGAUAACAGUGAACAGCCUGAGAAGCAAGCUAUGAGGGAUAUUCUCGAGCAGCCGCGCAAAUAUUGCCUAGGGCUUUGCAAGAUGCUCCGCCUGAAAGAUCUGUACCUUGUUACGGUAAUCGUCAGUGUCGUUGGGAAACUCAUGAAACGACUGGUGGAGUUUGACAUGGAGCUCCCCUCGCUAGCUCUAGCAUUCGUCAAGAACACCUGCAUUAAAAACAAAGAUGGGAGAUAUAAUACUCAGACGAACAUGAAUGAACGCCAACGGGCUGAGUUAGUAAGAGCUUUGGGAGAGGAUACUCAAGAAGAUGACAUCCAGAUUAUUUCAGCUAGGAAGAGUGAGCCUCUUAGACGGCAAACUAAGCUUGAUGCUUGGUCAAAAUCGAGCUCUGAGACUUCGGUGUCAAGUAGUUCUCAAAGGGAGAGGAUACAAGUUAGAUCGAGCAAGGAUGAUAUCCGUGAGCUACUCAAAACCUCUUCUUCAGAUAAGAGCCGGGCUACGUUGGACAUGAUGAGAGCCCGCCAAGCGGAGCGAAAACUCCCAGUCACUGAUGUGGCAGCUAUCCGCGAAAAGCGUCAGAAGGAGGCCGAGGAAAAGAAAAAGAGAAACGCCGAAAUUAUUGCCAGAGCCAAGGCUUUACGAGCUCCUAAACCGCUUGUUGGUGGCGAAGGGUCUGGCCUUCAGGGGCUUUCUGGUGUACACGGCAAAGACCACGCACCUCAGAAAAGCGAGAUUAUGGUCAACUCUUCCUCGGAAGAUGAGGAGGAUUCGGAUGACGAUGCCGAAUUUUUAGCCCGGUCUGCUGCAGGGCAGAAAACGUCCAAGAGUGGGCAAUUUGUGAAACCUAAUGUCCGCCUGCCGGUGAAGAAGGUAAAGAUUCAACGUUCUGCAAAGGAUAUGCGGGCGCGAUUAAUCCCUCCGAUGGACGUGCUACAUCAGGCUAUCCUCGAAUGGGACAUCUUCCAUGAAGGCAAUGACCCUCCGAAUGGCAUAAAGUGCUCUCAGGUCUCCGACUCAUAUGAAGAUCCGCGGAAAUAUAAAGAAACAUUCUUACCGCUUCUCAUCAACGAAGCUUGGAGAUCUUUUGUAACGGCCAAGGACGAAGCAACCUCGAAACCUUUCGGCAUCAAGGUUGUCAAUCGGAUGAACGUUGACAAAUUUGUCGAAGUCAGCACAGCCAUGCCCAUAAACGAAAAUAAGGACAGAUUCUUAGCAGAAGGGGAUAUCAUAUUAUUUUCACAUGCCUCGAACCCGUUAGAAGCAACAGAUGAGCUACAUUGCCUUGCACGAAUCUGGCGUGUUCAAUUUAAAAACGGCAAUUUGGAAGUACAAUUCCGUUUGAGCGGCCGGGCGGGUCCUAUAUUAUCUACCAUGAUGCCUCAGGCCGAACUUUACGCUGUUAAGAUUACUAACAUGACCACGAUUGAACGUGAAUAUGCUUCUCUGGAAAGUCUUCAGUAUUAUGAUUUGAUGCCAGAAGUGCUAGAUGCCAAGCCUUCACCUAUGCUCAAAUUUGGCCAGGAUGCUAUUGACCAGGUCAUGCAGAACUAUCAACUGAAUCCCGGCCAGGCAAAGGCAAUUCUUAAUGCCAAAGAGAACGAUGCAUUUACACUUGUCCAAGGUCCACCAGGAACAGGUAAAACGAAAACAAUAGUAGCAAUGGUAGGUGCCCUUUUGACGGGCAACUUCUCUACGACCAGCGGCACGGCUAUCAAACGACCCGGAGGGGUUAAUUCAACAGGUAAUAAAGGGAUGGCGAAAAAGUUGCUAGUCUGUGCCCCAAGUAACGCUGCCGUCGACGAAUUGGUUUUACGUCUCAAGAAUGGUGUUAAAUCCACUACUGGCUCAUUCCAUAAGAUUAAUAUCUUGCGUCUGGGUCGUAGUGAUGCCAUAAAUGCGGCCGUAAGAGAUGUCACUCUGGAUGAGAUGGUCAAAGCUCGGGUGGAGGGCGCUGCAAAUCAGAAUAAUGGGCCUAGUUCACGGGAUUUGAUGCACCAAGAAGCCGGACAGAUCAAGUCGGAGCUGGCUGAGCUACGGCCGCAGCUAGAGGCCGCGAGGGUUGUCGGAGACCGCACGCAGAUUAAUCAAUUACAGCGAAAAUUCGAUGAGCUAAAGCGUCGCCAGGGUCAAAUUGGUGCAAAAAUCGACGCCGACAAGGAUAGCGGAAACACAGCUGCGAGAGAGAGCGAAAUCCGACGGCGCCAAAUUCAGCAGGAGAUUCUUGACUCGGCUCAAGUUCUGUGCGCAACGCUCAGCGGUAGCGGACAUGAAAUGUUCAAGAAUCUACAGGUCGAGUUCGAGACAGUGAUCAUUGAUGAAGCGGCUCAGUGCGUCGAACUGAGCGCGUUAAUUCCCUUGAAAUACGGCUGUUCCAAAUGCAUCCUCGUCGGAGACCCCAAACAACUUCCGCCAACAGUGUUGUCACAAUCUGCUGCACGAUACGGAUAUGAUCAAAGUCUUUUCGUUCGUAUGCAGCGCAAUCAUCCUGAGGAUGUUCAUCUACUCGAUACGCAAUACCGUAUGCACCCAGAAAUCAGUCUAUUCCCCAGUCAAGAGUUCUAUGAGCGACGUCUCAUAGACGGUGAUGAUAUGAAGAAACUACGAUACCAACCGUGGCACCAGAGUGCAUUGUUAGGUCCAUACCGUUUCUUCGACGUGAAGGGUAUCCAAGAGAAGGGUCGUAAAGGUCAAUCGCUUGUCAACUUAGAAGAGCUCAAAGUUGCUAUGCAGUUAUAUGACAGGUUAAUAGCGGAUUAUUCAACAAUCGAUUUCAAGGGGAAAAUUGGAAUCAUCACGCCUUACAAGGCUCAAUUAUUUGAGCUCCGUGAACGGUUCUGUCGCCGAUACGGAGAAAAGGUCAAAGAGCAAAUCGAGUUCAACACCACUGAUGCUUUCCAGGGUCGGGAGUGUGAGAUUAUCAUCUUCUCGUGUGUUCGGGCCAGCCCUACAGGUGGUAUUGGUUUCAUGACGGAUAUCCGACGUAUGAACGUUGGUCUGACCCGUGCAAAAUCGUCACUUUUUAUCUUAGGAGACUCAAGAGCUCUAGUUCAGGGAGAGUUCUGGAACAAGCUUAUUGUAGAUGCCAAGGCUCGAGAUCGUUAUACUGCCGGCGAUGUUCUUUCUUUGCUUAGGAAGCCUGGAGUCCAGUUACCCCCUCCUAACUUUGAUAUCCCACCCGCACCGAUACUAUCAGACCCCCGUCCCCAAUCCAGCGAUUCUUAUGGUUCCGGGGAGGCGCCAGUUGAGGGUUCGAAUUCCACUUCAGGGAAAUAUACGCAAGAUAAUGAUCAAGAUGUAAUCAUGGAAGAUGCCGCACCUUCCAAUCGAUCAUCUAAGAAGAAACACCAAACACCCCAGCUGCCACAGACCUAUACUGUUAUCGAGCGACAAGGACAAGGUGGUCCGGUAGAUAAUUCAGCGCAAACAGGAUAUGGCGGGCUUAACGAGCGCGGUGAGAGCGCUACUGUCAUUCGUUCUUCUGAACGUCCUAUAAUACACCAGUCCGGUCAAAAACGACCCAGAGAUAAUAGUGAAGACGGCAAAACACCGAAGAGGGUUGCCAGCGAAACUAAACCAAGAGCUCCACCAAGUGCUCCUCGAGCAAUGCCACAACCGCAGGAUCCAUCGGCAAUGGCCGUGCUGGGUAUUCCCCCUAAACACCCUUCGACAACGCGUAAUCCCCCUCCUGGACCCCCGAAUGCUCAUAAGGGUCCAUCUGGUUCUGUACCACCCAAACCGCUUCCACCAAGGAGAAAACCGACUUCUUCCGAUCCAUUCAUCAAGCGUAAACCUAAUAGACCUCGAUAA